This is a messenger RNA of Nematolebias whitei (Rio pearlfish), 1520 nucleotides long. It is a transcript of the gene ube2e2, whose product is annotated as ubiquitin-conjugating enzyme E2E 2. The transcript has 6 exons. The coding region runs from base 16 to 834 and encodes 272 amino acids. Gene Ontology annotation, cellular component: nucleus. Lineage: Eukaryota; Metazoa; Chordata; Actinopteri; Cyprinodontiformes; Rivulidae. Gene Ontology annotation, biological process: protein polyubiquitination. Gene Ontology annotation, molecular function: ubiquitin conjugating enzyme activity. The record is from RefSeq and is a predicted model, not a curated record.
CCACUUCUCCCACCAAUGCAGUCCACGAGCACGAGGAGCGGGAGCGCGCGUGGAGGCGGUCCGCGGCAGGCUCGGUUCGUCUGUAAUCUUUUCUGCUGCUGCCUCCAGUUAAAUAGCGAGGACACGGGAGCGAGCGGCCGCGUGAGGAUUUACUUUUUUUUUUCCGGUACCGAGUGGAUUACGACGCCGACCAGCAGCAUUGACGGCCAGCCACCAGGGCCCACGAUGUCCAGCAGCGAAGUGCAGAGACCGGACGACAGCCCCAGCACGAGCGGGGGGAGCUCGGAUAUCGAACAAAGGGAGACGGUACCGCCCGAGCAGGAGCGAGAGCAAGCACAGCCCAAAAAGAAGGAGACCAAGAUCUCCAGUAAAACCGCUGCUAAACUUUCAACCAGUGCCAAGAGGAUUCAGAAAGAGCUCGCAGAGAUAACACUAGACCCCCCUCCGAACUGCAGCGCCGGGCCCAAAGGGGACAACAUCUAUGAGUGGAGGUCGACCAUCCUGGGCCCGCCAGGCUCCGUGUACGAGGGGGGGGUCUUCUUCCUGGACAUCGCCUUCACGCCCGACUACCCGUUCAAACCGCCCAAGGUGACGUUCCGUACGAGGAUCUAUCACUGCAACAUCAACAGUCAGGGCGUGAUCUGUCUGGACAUCCUGAAGGACAACUGGAGCCCGGCCCUCACCAUCUCCAAGGUGCUGCUGUCCAUCUGCUCCCUGCUCACAGACUGCAACCCAGCCGACCCGCUGGUGGGAAGCAUCGCCACACAGUACCUGACCAACAGAACAGAACAUGACAGAAUAGCUAAACAAUGGACGAAGAGAUACGCAACAUAGGCUGCCCACAGCGGACCCGUCCUCCCCUUGGACCCCCCUCCCCGUCGCUCUCUACCUCUCCCCCUUAGUAUGUCAAAGCACACUCACUAAGUGCAACGGUAAACCUGCCCUCCUGUCGUCGCCCUCCUCCUCCUCCUCCUCCUCGUUUUAUCUACAUUUUCUGUGCAAAGACAAAAAAAAGUAAAACAGAAAAAAAAUUGUCCUUUGUUCCUUGUUGACUUGAAAGCUUCUUUUUUAUACAAAGAGUAGAUUGGGAUUUUUAUUUUCCAAUAUCUGAAUGUUGGAAGUAUUGUAUUGGAGAAAAAAACACAGAAUAAUAUUAUUAUCAUACACGUUGUCCUCCAGCUCUGCAGUAUGUAUUCUCGUUUUCUUAGUAGCACCUGGAACAAACAUGCAGACGAUGCUUUUACUUGGUUUCCCCGGAUUUUGUUUCCUUUUCUGUAUUUGUCCUCGUAUGUUUUCUGCAUGGGUCGGGAAGGUUUGCAUCGGUGGAGUCUUCUCGCUUUUUAACCUCUUCGGAUUUUGUUUGUACUGUAUGUAUUUUUUCAACGGCUUUUGAGGCAGACCACAAAAGUAUAGGUCUGCCUGUGAAAGAGGCAGGACUUGUAUAUUUACUGGCUACCCGCCACCUCUGCGACUGCAGAGUGGUUUGUCGUACACUUGUAUAUCUGACGCACCCAAUAAAA